Peronospora matthiolae is the source of this 2163-nucleotide messenger RNA. The record is from the annotation of a GenBank genome assembly. NCBI's taxonomy places the organism in Eukaryota, Oomycota, Peronosporomycetes, Peronosporales, Peronosporaceae.
AUGUCGUCCACCAGCAACGCCUCCAUUGACAAGUUCAACGGAGACAAUUACGCAACGUGGAGCCGGUACAUGCGCGGUGUGUUUUUGACGAAGUCCGUCUGGCACGUUGUCAACCGUGAAGUGACUCCGACUUUCACCGACCCGCGAGCGUCCGAUGACUACGUCAAGGCAAGCAACGUCGCGUUUGGUAUGAUGCUGCUGCACAUGAACGCGGACUACCAUCAUGUGCUGGACAACUGCGAGGAAGCCUGGGUUGCGUGGACAAGUCUGAAGACGCUGUACGGUGGGUCGCAGAAGGCAGGACGCAUCUACCUCAAGCGACAACUUUUCAGUAUCAAGAUGGCUGAAGGCGCGAACGUCAUGCAUCACUGCAACGAGGUCCUCAACAUCUCCGCCAAGCUUAGCGGCAUCGGUGCGAAGAUGGAAGACGAAGACGUUGCAAUUUGUCUGCUACUCAGUCUUCCGAAGAGCUACGAAAAUGUGGUGCUCAACAUGGAAAUGAGCAGCACCGAGCUUCGCACUCAAGAUGUGGUGAGAGUCCUGACGAAUGAGCAUGCCAAGCGUCAAGGAGAAAAAGGGACAACGACAGCGACUACGGUGAAGGCUGAAGAUGCAAGCAAGGCAUUCAGCGCCGAGCGUGAGCCCUACCAAUGCACGUAUUGUGGCAAGGUGGGACACACGGUGGAUCGUUGCUGGACAAAGCAGAAGAACGAAGGUCGGGGAGCCCGACGCGGCGGCAAUGGUCGUGGACGCGGGGCUAACAAUGUCCAGUGGGGACAUCAUGAUGAAGGCAAUGGCUACGAUCGAGUGGCGUUUGCAGUCUCGUUCGAAUGUGGAGUUUCGACGAGCAAGGACGUGUCUGGAAUGUGGGCCGUCGACAGUGGUGCAACGCACCACAUUUGCCACGACAAGACCAAGUUCGCAAGUUUGGCAGAGCGCAAUGAGGGCGAACUCUUGGUGGCUGAUGGCAACAAGGUGGCCAUCAAGGGUGUGGGAACCAUCAUGGAAAAGGUGGUUCUGCCCAACGGUGAAGAGCGUGAGAUCGAAAUCAAGAACGCGCUAUAUGUUCCAAGUAUGAGCAAGAACCUGCUCUCGGUGCCACAGAUUAACAGCCAUGGCAAGUUUCAAGUCGUGUUUGACGGGUCCAAGAUGUAUGUGACUCUCAAGAACUCACAGCAAGUGGUGGCGACAGCGGAUCUCGUGGAUGGACUCUACUGGCUUCGGACGACUCAACGAUCAGCGAAUGUGACAACAAGUGGAAUCAGUUGUGCCGAUCUACAUGCGAGAAUGGGUCAUGCUCCAGUCGAUGUACUUCGCAAGAUGAUCGCGACCAACAUGAUCAAGGAUGUGCGAGUCCCUCUCAAGUCGGGUGGAGCAACUACAUGUCGAGGAUGUCAACAAGGGAAAAUGGUCCAAAAACCAUUUCCAAGCAACCGAGACAAGCGCAGCUACGAUACGUUUGAGCUACUUCAUCUGGACAUCUGCGGGCCCAUGGAAAAGGAUUCGCUCGGUGGCAGCAAAUAUUUGCUGCUGAUCAUCGACGAAGCCAGUGGAUGCAUGAAGGGCUUUUGUCUACGAGUGAAGUCCGAGAGUGAAGACUACAUCCAGAAAUAUAUCACCAUGGUACAGACGCAAUUCUGUAAGAAGGUCAAGUUCGUGCGACACGACGGAGCUCGCGAGUUUGCAACCAACUCGCUUCAACUGUUCUACGAAGACGAAGGCAUUGAACAGCAGACAACGGUGCCGUAUGCACAUCAAACAAACGGAACAGCAGAGCGUGCCAUUAGGACUAUUGUCACGAUCGGCCGCAGCAUGCUUCAUCAUGCCAAACUGGACAAGUGUUUCUGGGCCGAAGCAGCGAUGACGGCCAUCUACGUCAAGAAUCGACUGCCGUCACCUAAAGUCGUGCACAAGACCCCGUUUGAGAUCGUCUACAACUUGAAACCAAGCGUCAAGCACAUGCGAACAUUCGGGUGUCAGACAUACAUACUGACGCCUAAAGAGAAUCGACUCAAGUGGGAUCCAAAGGCUCGCGCUGGCAUAUUCGUGGGCUACGAAGAAGUUUCGAAGGCAUAUUGUUGCAUUGUAGAUCGGAGCGAGGAAAGCGGAGCAAACGGAGCGGAGAGACCGAAGAGAGUAGAGCAGAAAACACUUGCCCAAUAG